Molecule: messenger RNA, 5320 nt
Organism: Leptidea sinapis
Lineage: Eukaryota; Metazoa; Arthropoda; Insecta; Lepidoptera; Pieridae
Product: transmembrane protein 184C
Exons: 6
Coding region: 297-1619 (440 amino acids)
Biological process (GO): transport
Molecular function (GO): transporter activity
Source: RefSeq, a predicted model, not a curated record
CUUGGAAAUAAAAAAAUAUUAAUUCUAAAGAGUCUGCUUUCUUACAGAUAAAUAUUAAAUGUAAACAUAUAUUUUUACCGCAGUAAAAAGAUAUUCAAUGUGAUACGUUCUCUGAUAUUAGUAAAUAAUUAUAUAUGUUUAUAGAAAAUAUGUUUAGAUGAGUCUAUAGUGUUUUGUAUGACUUCCUAUUGCAAUGAAUAUUUGUGUAAUUUAUUCGAAGAAAGUGACUUUCUCCUGUAUGUAUUGCAAAUAGAUUUGAUUGAAUUGGAUGAAUUAUUGCGCGGAAAAUUAGAAAAAUGUGUACUUCAUCAAUGAGAACAUUCAUACGGCAAUGGCGACUUUGGAUUCGGCCGCUUUUUAUAGCGACGUACAUUCUUCUGGUUAUUGUUUUAGUACCUUUGCUAAUAACACAUGCUAUUCAAAAUGGAUUAACCAAAUCUGACCAGGGAACAUUAGUUGCUGGAGGAUUUGUACUUCUUGCCUUACCAAUUUCUAUUUGGCAAAUUACACAACAUAUAGUACAUUAUACAAAGCCAUCUCUACAAAAGCAUAUUAUCAGAAUACUGUGGAUGGUUCCAAUUUAUGCAUUAAAUGCUUGGAUUGGACUUGAAUUUCCUGAACAAUCAAUUUAUGUAGACUCGCUAAGAGAAUGCUAUGAAGCCUAUGUUAUAUACAAUUUUAUGAAGUACCUUUUGAAUUAUUUAAAUGAUGGCAAUGAUCUUGAAGCGUCACUGGAAUUGAAGCCGCAAGUGUUUCACAUAUUUCCUCUUUGUUGCUUGGCCCCAUGGGAAAUGGGAAGUGAAUUUAUACACAAUUGUAAACACGGAAUCUUGCAAUAUACACUAGUGAGACCACUUACAACAGUCAUAUCAAUGAUAUGCGAACUGAAUGGGGUGUAUGGCGAAAGUGACUUCAGUGCCGGUGUUGCAUUUCCUUAUAUGAUCGCAAUUAACAAUUUAUCACAGUUUGUGGCCAUGUAUUGUUUGGUGUUGUUCUAUAAAGCGAAUAGAGCAGAGUUGAAGCCGAUGAAACCGAUAGGAAAAUUCUUGUGUAUUAAAGCAGUGGUGUUCUUCUCUUUCUUCCAAGGAGUUAUUGUCAAUAUUUUGGUAUACUGUGGUGUUAUAUCAACAAUAUUUGAUAUCUCCGAAGAGGGCAAAGUUAAGAUUAUGUCAUCUAAGCUACAGGACUUUCUUAUUUGCAUUGAAAUGUUUCUGGCGGCGAUUGCCCAUCACUACAGCUUCUCGUAUAAGCCCUAUGUGUCUCCGGACAAUCCGCCCCCAUCGUGCUUGGGCUCAUUUUUAGCAAUGUGGGAUGUCUCUGAUGUCAAACGUGAUAUAUCAGAUCAUAUUGGAGUUGUGGGGAGCUCAUUCAGCAGAAGAUUGCGAGGUAAAUCAAUGUACCACAUGGCGAGGGGUUACGACGAGAGUUCCAGACUGGUGAACGAGCAAGGCCCGACGAACUCGACGUCCGACUCGAUCGUGGAGGCGACAGAGCCGCCGCCCGUCGAGGUCAGAACCUCGGCGUACGGCUCCUUGGAGAACACCAUCACGACAGCUUCUAUGAACUCCGAAACAGAACCCUUGAUAUCCGAUGAUAGUAGUUCCGACCCAAAAGUGUAAAUACGAGUAAGUUAUUGAUUGUUAUUCUUCAGUCUUUUUGCGACAUUUUCGGUCAUCUCUGUAAGUAUAUCGAUACGCGCACGGGUUUGAUAUUUAACUUAAACUAACUUUAGCAAUAACAAACAUGUUAAAGUACCGGUUAAGCAAAAACUGUGUUGCACCAUUUGACAAUUUUGUGAUGACGUCAUAACUUUAACUGUUAACCGUAACCAUCCUACCUUUGCCAGUUAACGGCUGUUUUCAAUAACCUAUCUAUCCUUAGUUUAACUUACUAGAGGUAGAUAAAUCUAUCAUUUUACGCUUACUUACAUUUCGAUAACCUAUUGACAGAUAGCAUUGGACUGUAACUUUGUCAUUAAACAGUGACAGAAAUGUAUCUGUACGUUAAACUAAGGGUAGAUAGGUUAUUGAAAACGGCCGAUACUUGUUAAUGUUAAAUAGCUGUCAAAAGUUUCAAAUUAAUAUAUGAUAUUGACUUGAUAUUUCACUUUUUAACAUUAACUAACUAUGACAAGGUAUAAUAUGAUGGUGCAACACAUUCCGCAGUCUAUGUUAAAGUCAGUGUUACUGUUAAUUUAUCAUUUUGUUAAAUAUUAAUUAUGCAUUAUAUUAAUAGAUAAUAUGUAAUUGAUCAGACCAGAGAACCAUUCAGUCUCUCAACAAGGAUAUGAAAUGUUAUUUUUAAAAUGUGUUUAUUCCCUUAGACAUUGGCAGACUCAAAGUAAAAAAUCAUUAAGUCCAAUAAUGUAUGAAUUUAAGUUCCCUCCCUGAAGAAAGUGGCAAAACUCACUGUCUCUUAGAACUUCAACAUAAAAGAAAAUAUGUAAGAUAGCAAGAAGAAGAAAAUUUUGAUAUUAUUACUGCAUUCUGUUGUUGUUAUUGUAAGGUCAAAGACCCAUAUUUUCACUGCGAGACAGAAGCACUAAUUUACAUGUAAAUGAAAUCACAGCAAUAUUAUAGUAUUAUUGUUAUUAUGAUUUAGCAAACUGCACUAAGUUGAUUGACAAAUCUAUUUAGUCUCUUAUUUCAUAUAUAUCUGUCUGCAUGUGUAUGAUUUUCUGUGAUAAUAAGUCGUUUAGUUUCUAGCAAAGUUCGAAUAUCGAUAAUAAAAUUGUAUUAAUAGGUUUUGUGGAUCUGACAGGCGCCAAAAGAAAAGGGAUUUCUUAAAAUAAUUAUUGACAAUUUAGAGCAUGUCCGUUUCUCCUAAACCUAAAAGAUCUUUAAUAUGUUCAACUAAUGUAGCCUUAUCUCAAAACUUAAUUAGGCAAAAUAUAUCAUUGUUAUGGAACAAAACAUACAUAAUUUCACGCCUUAAUUUUUUCUUGGGUAUACAUCACAUCUUAGGUAAUAAAAUGAUCCCUAUUUUAUAAAUUGCAAAUAUUUUAUGCUGUCCAUACUAAUUUGAUUAUAAAAUAGCCCAUUUUAUAAAUAUUUGAAUUACAAUGAAAUAUACAAGACAUUAUCUACUGCUUACUAGGCUUCUAAGAUUCUGGAUACAAGAAAGUUGCAGAACAAUAAUAUUUAUUUAUUUAUCUACACCCAUUUUAAAUCCUCUAUUAAAGAUUCUGAAACAGUUAGGUUAUGUUGUUUUAAUGUUGGCAACAUUAAAACACCCAAUGUCCACCAAACACGCAAAAGAGCAUAAUAUUCUAGUGAAUUUUAAUAAUUAUUGCACUUUACUAAAUGUAAAUUACUAUUAAAAUAAAUAAUUCUUUCAUUAAUACUUCGUUUAUUUGUAUAUAAUCAGUAAUGGAUGACAUAAGGUUACUACUAGGACUAGCUGUUUUAAUGUAAGCAGUAGGUAAGCUAACUGUUUCAUAAUUUUUUUAGAAGAUUCAUACUAUGGGUGUAGUCUUGUGAUACUAUUAUCAAUAAACCCACAUUCGUGUUUUAAUACCCCUUAUUACACAACAGUUGCAUAACUAUAAAGAUACAAUGUAACAUUACAGAUUAAAUCUAAAGCGUUACAAAGAUAUUAUACUAAAGAAAAGAAACAGUGAAAAUUAUAAACUAGUUAUCAUAUUUUAUAGAGCUUACAGGCAUCAUACUCUCAAAUCUUUUCUUACAUUCUUUGACCAAACAUUCCAUCGAGCUGGCAAAUAGAUCACACUGUGGUGCAAUAGAAGACAAUAAUCUGUAAAAUGUAAUUGAUUCCGCCAAAUUUUAACGAGAGAGAAUCUCGUGUUUUAGCGUUUGGCGAGCACCAACUCCUGGUAGGAGGAUCACGUGUCGAAGUGAUUUUGUGAUACUUAGCGGAAUUUACAUACACUAAAGAUUAUCAUUUAUAACAUCUACAGGCGAUGGAUUUCCAUAAUGUAACGCCUAGUGCUAUAUUUCUGGGAGUAAAAUAUUUCCUUAAAAUACUUACCUGUCACUAUCCGAAUACUCUCGGACAGGGUUACUCGGGUCACGGAUGACAGAGUUGAACAAAAUAUACCAAAAUUUCGGUCGAUGCGUUACUCGGGCGGUUGGCUCGGUAAGAGCGCUCGGACGGAACCCGACAUCUGAUACGAAAAAUCUAGCCAGAAAAAAUAGGAUUCCGAAUUUAGUUAAUGUACUUACCAUAGUUAUCAAUUGUUAAGUUAUUAUGCUGGAAAUAUACUAUAGGUUAGGCAAUUGCUAUCAUAAUAAGUAGACCUAUUUUUGUUUAUACGUUCCAGUGUCCCUAUAAUAUAGAUAGAAUAUUUAAAUAUUAAAGCCUCGUCCACUAGGCAACAUGUGGCCUAUAGACUUGCAUCCCGUGUCACUAAAUAAAUAAAAAAAAAGGAACAUGCUGAAAGUCAGCGCGGAACUUUUGUUUAGCAACAUUGACUGUCUUUAUCAGUCGUCGACAACAUGUCGCCAGAGAAACUAGUGUUGAUUUCAACGGCAGUGGUUAUAAAUUAUGCUCAAUUGCACAAGCCGGACGUGUUGAACAGGUUGAGCGGCACGUGUUGCGUGCCAGAUGUUGCCUAGUGGAUACGAGGCUUAACUUGGAUUUGAUAGUACCAUACUGUAAACCUCAAUGAAUGCCCCAAACGUAGAUUGUGUUGCUGAUAGGGUGAAACACCACGUUUUGAUCUAAUCAAGUUUGUUGCACACAAAAAGGACCCAGUUCCAGAAAUUUGAAAGCCUCCUUAAGGACAUAAUCAGCUUUUGAAGCGUUUGGCCUGGAGUUUAUGCUGUAGUACUGUAUCGUGGAUGGACUACGGAUAAUAGAACGAAACGAAAACGGGGGGACAAUUAUUGUCCUCUCAUUCUAUUCUUUUUAGUGGCUACUGUGGAAAGAGCACCACAAAUCGCCAUUGUCACGUCAUUCAUGUUUCAGUUAAAAUGGCCGGGUGUCGUAAUUUAUAUUUUAAUGAAUAUCUUAUUAAUCAAAACUGACUCAUAUAAUAGAAUCUUUUCAUCAUAUAUAUUUUCUUUGAAAACAAGUCGGUCAGGUCGAAUAUCCUUUAAAAUUUAUUCAAGUUCUAGUUUUAAUAUCAUAGAUCAAUUAAUAUAGCCAAAACCAAGUCAUGAUGUGUAAUUGUACUAAAGGCUGUUUGCCUUGAGUUGGAAUUAAAAUAAAAGGUAACAAUUAGUGAAUUCGUUAACUUUUGUCAAGUCAACAGCGGCCGUCGCUCUAGCUGGUUGUGCUUUACUACAGCUGUUGUCCUCGUACCAUAAGACUACUAGGAUGCCGCAAUCGCUCGUCGUACCGCUUCGCUGCGGCGUAUAUU